CGUAUUUUGCAAACGUUGUGUGAAAGACGCUGAACAGCCCCACUUGUGACCACGGCCGACCGCCGGAAUACAGUGGGGUUCAUAUACAACAGCUCGCCCCAUUUACCCUGUCAAGACCCUUGUGCAGAGAUUUACAUUAAUACAGAUGAGAACUGUCUUCCGAAAGGAGCCCUGGAUCUUUACAACAUUUAUUUGGGUUAAUCUCUGUUGUAAAAAAACAUUCUGGUUUGAUUAGACAGAAAGUCUAAUAUCGAUAUUACAUAUUAAAGAAACAGUCGUUAUUAAUAUUGAAUUUUAAUCCCAUUGAAAAGAAUAUGAGCAUAUCUUUUGGAAUUGACUUGGUUAUUAUACUUGCGCGUUAUCAAAUAUAUAAAGUGAAAUGGUCCGGGAAGAGAUCUGUUUGAAGACUUCACAAUAGAUGUAAAGGCGUUUACAUUUACAGACUACAUCGAAAUGUAAGAACAUGACAGCUCUGCCGACCUUGUGUUUAUUUACCUUGUUUAAUGUUUUAUCAUAAAGUGUAAUUGUGUUAAAUUGUGUACCCCUGACGAUGCUGUCGAUAUGUUCUCGUCGAAGAAACAGUCCUUUAUUCAUGCGCACGGAGAGAACAGUCCUGAGAGCAGCAGGGUCAGGGUAGCGCAGCUCAUUUCCAUAUUAGCAGUUGUUUUUCUCUACAAAUACUUCUCUGUAACUGACCACUUCACUACUAAGAAAUGAGAUUGCACCUUUUACUCGGCCUGAAGAAAUGACACGAAUGGAGCAGGCGAAGUUCAGCUAAAACAUUCUGUUUAUAGCAUCAGCACCGGCAGAUCAAACGAUGUCCCUGCAGUUUAUUCUUUCUUACUGUCGUUAGGCAGAAAGGAAAAUUAGCAAGAACAAAUAGUUACUAUCUUGUACACUUGAAAGGUAAAUGCUAAAAUUCUCUCUCCUUAUAUGCACACUCGUGUGUAUACAGUAUGUGUUGUUAUAAUAUAAAGUUGGACAUGAAAAGGGAGGCCGGGAGCUGCGCAGCCGGGCCACACGGGGGCGCCAGCGGGCCGCGCAGCCGCAGCCCCGCCGCUUCCUGUGGAGGGAGAGUCAAACAUGGCUGAGGCCGGCAGCACAGCCAGUGAGCUCGCCGGAGCACCACAGCAGCCCCUCGACAAGUAAAGACGUACGGAGAAAGUCCCUUGUUUGAAAUUGCAGAAUUCGCUGGAGUGAGAAAUAGUCAGCGAGGUGUCGAAGUGAACUCCAGCGCCGCUCAGGGUCUCUGUUCUCCUCCGCGGUCGGCUGUGCGGACAGGUGGGCAGCCGAGAGAGGGGGGCCGGCAUGCAGAGGGAUGUGUCCAGCCUCGCCCUCGCCCCCGGGGUCAAGGUGAAGCUGAUCGGCGCCGGGUUCCUGUCGGCCGGGGACCUCGGGGAGCUGCGGCCGCUGGAGCUCAGCAGAGAGGCGGGCAUCACGCAGCAGGAGGCGCUGGAGGCGCUGGAGGCGCUGCGGGCCGCGCGGGGCGAGGCUGAGCCGGGCCGCGGGGGCCGGCUGACCGCGCUGGAGCUGCUGCAGAGGGAGCGGGCUCUGGGGGCGGUCGUCACCUUCUGCUCCGCGCUGGACCGGGCCCUGGGGGGAGGCCUGCCCCUGGGCAAGACCACGGAGAUCUGCGGGGCGCCCGGCGUGGGCAAGACCCAGCUCUGUGUCCAGCUGGCGGUGGACGUGCAGAUCCCCCCGUGUUUCGGGGGCCUGGGGGGCCAGGCGGUGUACGUGGACACCGAGGGCAGCUUCCUGGUGCAGCGCGCGGUGGACCUGGCAGAGGCGGCGGUGCAGCACUGCGGGGCCGUGGCUGGAGACGCAGAACAGCAGGAAGCCAUGAAGGAGUUCACCGUGGAAACCAUCCUCUCGCAGCUCUUCCUCUUCCGCUGUCACGACUACGUGGAGCUGCUGGCCCAGACCUACCUCCUGCCUGAUUUCCUCAGCCAGCACCCCAAGGUGCGCUUGGUGGUGAUCGACAGCAUCGCCUUCCCGUUCCGCAGCAACUUCGAGGACCUGUCCCUCCGGACCCGGCUCCUCAACGGCCUGGCGCAGCAGCUGAUCCAGCUGGCCACCCAGCACGGCGUCGCGGUUGCACUGACCAAUCAGAUGACGACAAAACUGGGGAAAAGCCAAUCAAUGCUUGUGCCUGCUUUAGGUGAGAGCUGGGGCCACGCCGCCACACAGAGGCUCCUGCUGCACUGGGAGGGGCCGAGCAGGUUCGCGUCGCUGUACAAGUCUCCCAGCCAGAGAGAGGCCACCGUGCCCUUCCAGAUCACAGCUCAGGGCUUCAGGGACGUCCCACCUGCUGACCUGCAGCUGCCCUCGGCUGACCCCUCUGCAGCCCCCUCUGGAGACCCCCCGACGUCCCGCAAGAGACCCCGUGCAGACGAGGGAGAGCUUUCGGGGUCCAGUCGCCGGCCCCCCGCACACGAAGGGCAGUCGUUGUCCUGACGCUGGGCUUGGUUCCCCGUGUCCUUAACUCCCCAGGCCUGCUGAUCCCUUCAGUGUCUGUGUGUCCAGCAGUACCCCUGCCCCCGGAUUGGCGGGUUAUUGAAAGAGUCUUCUGCCGAGCCAGGCAAUGUCAUCACUUGUAACUGGAGUUAGCCGUUGUCUGUUUUUAUGGGUUUUUUGUCUUCAUUUAAAAAUCAAGCAGUUGUCCAGUGGACAGGGUUAUAAUAGAUGUAGAUGUCUGUUUCCAUAUGUGAUGUUCUUGUUUGCAUAUAGUGUGUAAUACACAGAUAUAAGUGUAUUUCUUUGUUCUACGAAAAAGUAAAUGAAAUCCUUUAUAUAUGGUUCUCCUUAAGUUUUAAUCACCCCUGAUCUCACUUGGCCAUCUGUGUUUCCAAUAAUGGAGCAAUAUGUUAAUGCAUCCAUCCACACUGCUGACAUGAAGGUGGUGGGGUUACACUUGACUGAUUAAUCUCUCCCUCUUACAUUUAGUUCUGAUAGCUGCAGAGCUCAGGGCCCUGUGAAAGAGGCAGUUGGGUAUACACAAGGUAAAAACAAGGCCCUGUACUCGGAUAGCUCCCCCUCAGGCUUGGCCCAGUCUUCACUGACUUUGGUAGCACUUUCAUUAGUCCUUGAAGAGCCUCUUUCAGGCGAGUCCAUCAGUGGGCUGCACAGGCAGUAUUUCACCCGCCCAUCACUGGCUGAGAGCGCUUGCGGUGCAUCUCGUAAUUAAAUUAUACACUUAAUAGCUGGCUUCAGGAGGGGCAUUCGGCAGUCAGGUGAAAUAUGAGUGCUUGGCCUUAUCUGUCCUGGUUUCGGAGGGAGAGCAAUAUAGAUAUUGAAAGGGGUUUCGCUUUUAAAUUGCUGGCUCUUUGUCUUUCGCAAGAUAUGAAUCUGGCUUAUCAUGCGAGCACAGUGGAUUUGCUUUGGGUUUUUUUUUCGUUUUAGAAUCCCCCUCUAGCUCCUGCAGUGCAGGGUUGCGACGCGAGCCCAGUAAGGCGCAGGCCCUGUCCACACAAUCCCAGUUCUGGUCACCUGCUCCAGGAGUGAAGAGAAAGUCUCCUCCAGGAAAGUGAGGCAGUGGCAAGCCCAGGGCUGGGAUCAACGAUUGUCUUGUCACGGGACAGAAAACGCAGUUAAGACGCCUCCAGGCUCUAAAGCAAUCUUUCUUAAAGAGGCAUGGUGGAGAUGGCCUGGUGUGAACCCCAUUCUCCAUUGAUCAGGGGCUCGCCUUGCUUAUUAGAUCAAUUAUAUGUUUUAAAUUAUAUUUAUAGAAUCAUUGCAUUUUAUUUUACAGUUUAGAUUGACUAGGUAUUUUUACUCAUCCAUUUUGCAAUAGCUGUUUUUUUGCAUAGGCAAAGGAAGGCUCCUCUGGCCCUCUCACCUCUGCACCGCUCAGGUCUGAAAACAUCACAGAUACCGCAGACCUGCACCGUGUGCCUGCAGGCGUCCGUGUGGCCACAGGGGUCUCUGUGUUUCCCGUGAGCCAUGAGAGUCCAGGACGACGAAUCCCAGAAUCUCCAGGGCUCUAGCCAGGCUCAUGAUCACAAUCGUGAGACUGCUCCAAGGAGCCACUCGGAGGCCCCUGUUUUGAGUGAGGGUGACGUGGAAGUGGGAGUAAUAUCCACAGAAAAACAUCUGUGCAUGUUAAUGAGCCUGCCCUUCGCCAGGGAGCGACAAAAUGGUUUACAAAAACUUCAUCAUGUUUGUUCAGUUGUGUACACAUUAAAAUUCUAACAUGACAGAUAAAAUUGA
Molecule: messenger RNA, 4206 nt
Organism: Lepisosteus oculatus (spotted gar)
Lineage: Eukaryota; Metazoa; Chordata; Actinopteri; Semionotiformes; Lepisosteidae
Gene: rad51c
Product: RAD51 paralog C
Biological process (GO): reciprocal meiotic recombination; DNA repair; meiotic DNA recombinase assembly
Cellular component (GO): Rad51B-Rad51C-Rad51D-XRCC2 complex; Rad51C-XRCC3 complex; replication fork
Molecular function (GO): ATP-dependent DNA damage sensor activity; ATP binding; four-way junction DNA binding
Source: RefSeq, a predicted model, not a curated record